Messenger RNA from Mya arenaria, 2121 nucleotides. Its product is annotated as putative leucine-rich repeat-containing protein DDB_G0290503. Gene Ontology annotation, molecular function: lipid binding. Gene Ontology annotation, cellular component: extracellular region. Gene Ontology annotation, biological process: lipid transport; lipoprotein metabolic process. Bases 1 to 2121 code for a protein of 706 amino acids. NCBI's taxonomy places the organism in Eukaryota, Metazoa, Mollusca, Bivalvia, Myida, Myidae. The transcript has a single exon. The record is from RefSeq and is a predicted model, not a curated record.
AUGGCUGUGAGACUGAAAGAGACGCAAACUGUAGUGAGGGAACUUGAACACAAGCUGGUGAAAGAAUUGAACGGCGUAAAAGGUGAAGUUAGAGACCUUAAGGCAAGUAAAAAGAAAAUGGAGGAGCAACUACUUUCUCUGCAGAAUGAGAAUAAUGAAUUUCGAAAUUUGGCUGCAAACGUAACCAAGGAGCUAGGUUCAAAAAUAAAUGAAUUGGAGAUGAGCUUCAAGAAUCAGAUUGCAAACCUUACCCAGGAGAUUGGUUCAAACGUGACGGAGUUGGAGACCAGUUUCCAGAAUCAGAUAGCAAACCUUACCAAGCAGCUUGGUUCAAACGUAACGGAGAUUGAGACGAGUUUCAAGAAUCAGAUAGAAACUCUAACCCAGGAGAUUGGUUCAAACGUGACGGAGUUGGAGACGAGCUUCCAGAAUCAGAUUGCAAACCUUACCCAGGAGCUUGGUUCAAACGUGACGGAGUUGGAGACGAGUUUCCAGAAUCAAAUAGCAAACCUUACCCAGGAGCUUGGUUCAAACGUGACGGAGUUUGAGACGAGCUUCCAGAAUCAGAUUGCAAACCUUACCCAGGAGCUUGGUUCAAACGUGACGGAGUUGGAGACGAGUUUCCAGAAUCAAAUAACAAAUCUUACCCAGGAGAUUGGUUCAAACGUGACGGAGUUGGAGACGAGUUUCCAGAAUCAAAUAACAAACCUUACCCAGGAGCUUGGUUCAAACGUGACGGAGUUGGAGACGAGUUUCCAGAAUCAAAUAACAAACCUUACCCAGGAGCUUGGUUCAAACGUGACGGAGUUUGAGACGAGCUUCCAGAAUCAGAUUGCAAACCUUACCCAGGAGCUUGGUUCAAACGUGACGAAGUUGAAGACGAGUUUCCAGAAUCAAAUAACAAAUCUUACCCAGGAGAUUGGUUCAAACGUGACGGAGUUGGAGACGAGUUUCAAGAAUCAGAUUGCAAACCUAACCCAGGAGCUUGGUUCAAACGUGACGGAGUUGGAGACGAGUUUCCAGAAUCAGAUUGCAAACCUAACCCAGGAGCUUGGUUCAAACGUGACGGAGUUGGAGACGAGUUUCCAGAAUCAAAUAGCAAACCUUACCAAGCAGCUUGGUUCAAACGUAACGGAGUUUGAGACGAGUUUCAAGAAUCAGAUAGAAACUCUAACCCAGGAGAUUGGUUCAAACGUGACGGAGUUGGAGACGAGCUUCCAGAAUCAGAUUGAAAACCUUACCCAGGAGCUUGGUUCAAACGUGACGGAGUUGGAGACGAGUUUCCAGAAUCAAAUAGCAAACCUUACCAAGCAGCUUGGUUCAAACGUAACGGAGUUUGAGACGAGUUUCAAGAAUCAGAUAGAAACUCUAACCCAGGAGAUUGGUUCAAACGUGACGGAGUUGGAGACGAGCUUCCAGAAUCAGAUUGCAAACCUUACCCAGGAGCUUGGUUCAAACGUGACGGAGUUGGAGACCAGUUUCCAGAAUCAAAUAGCAAACUUAACCCAUGAGCUCGGUUCAAACAUAACGAAAUUUGAGACGAGUUUCAAGAAUCAGAAAGCAAAUCUUAUCCAGGAGAUUGGUUCAAACGUGACGGAGUUGAAGAUGAGUUUCAAGAAUCAGAUAGCAAAUCUUACCCAGGAGAUUGGUUUAAACGUGACGGAAUUGAAGACGAGUUUCCAGAAUCAGAUAGCAAACCUUACCCAGGAGCUUGGUUCAAACGUGACGGAGUUUGAGACCAGUUUUCAGAAUCAGAUUGCAAACCUUACCCAGGAGCUUGGUUCAAACGUGACGGGAUUGGAGACGGGUUUCAAGAAUCAGAUAACAAACCUUACCCAGGGGAUUGGUUCAAACGUGACGGAAUUGGAGACGAGUUUCCAGAAUCAGAUUGCAAACCUUACCCAGGAGAUUGGUUCAAACGUGGUGGAAUUGGAGACGAGUUUUCAGAAUCAGAUAGCAAACCUUACCCAGGAGCUUGGUUCAAACGUGACGGAGUUGGAGACGAGUUUCCAGAAUCAAAUAGCAAACCUUACCCAGGAGCUUGGUUCAAACGUGACGGAGUUGGAGACGAGUUUCCAGAAUCAAAUAGCAAACCUACCCAGGGGAUUGGUUCAAACGUGA